UUUCCUUUUUCUCUAUCUUGUGAUGGCCGAUAAAUUUCGCCGUUGGCGGGCUGUUGGACCCGUCCCUCGCUUCCCGUGCUCGUCGAUCUCGGGUCUCCCUCUGGAGGGAAUCGCCUCGGGAGACGACUCCCAGGACCUCUCGUAUUCGGGAUAUUGGACGGUUGAAAGAAACGAUUGGAUGGUGGCGGAGGUAGACCGACAAUUUGCCGCGAAAUUUUCUGCAUGUACGGAAUCUUUCCCACGCGAGUCCUGCUCUAACGGCGACGAAAAUUCUUUGAUGAUAUCGUCUUUUGGGAAACUAGGGUUUGCUCGUUUUUCCUCAAUGUGGUUCGUCGCGAUCGAUGACGAUCUCUAGUGUUGUUUUCGGGAUUUCGAUGCCAUCGGUUUUGCCGUAGACGGGAGAGAGAUUUUAUUUUCUCUUACGUGGAUGCACGAGAGGUGGUUUGGUCAGGGCGCUGGGCCGAUCGGAUCCGCCGGAGGUGCGAAGGCGGGAUGGACUCUCAAGGGAGCGGCUCGCUGUUCAUGGAGGAUUUCGGCCAGAAAGUCGACUUGACGCGAAGGAUACGCGAGGUUCUGGUGAAUUAUCCUGAGGGGACGACCGUGCUGAAGGAGCUGGUCCAGAAUGCGGACGACGCCGGCGCUACGAAGAUAUGCCUGUGUCUGGACCGCAGGGUGCAUGGAAUCGACUCAUUGUUGUCGGAGAGUCUGGCGCAGUGGCAGGGCCCGGCGUUGCUUGCUUACAACGAUUCAGUAUUCUCAGAGGAGGAUUUCGUGAGCAUAUCUCGGAUAGGAGACAGCAAGAAGCAGGGGCAGGCAUGGAAAACCGGGCGUUUCGGGGUUGGCUUCAACUCAGUUUAUCACCUCACAGAUCUACCUUCUUUUGUGAGUGGGAAGUAUGUGGUAUUAUUUGAUCCGCAGGGGAUACACCUUCCAAAUGUCUCAGCUGCUAAUCCAGGAAAACGUUUGGAUUAUGUUAGUUCCUCUGCUAUUUCUCUUUACAGUGAUCAGUUCUUACCGUAUUGUGGUUUUGGCUGUGACAUGCGGAGGCCUUUCAGUGGAACAUUAUUCCGUUUUCCUUUGAGAAGUGCUGAUCAGGCAGCUACAAGUAAGCUCUCCAAGCAGGUGUAUUCUGAAAAUGACAUCAUUUCCAUGUUUAAUCAGUUCUAUGAUGAGGCUGUUUUUUCACUGCUUUUUCUUAAGAGUGUUACAUCCAUAGAAAUGUAUACUUGGGAUGCUAAUGCUAUUAAACCACAGAAGCUAUAUUCAUGCUUUAUUCAAUCACCGGCUAAUGACAUAGUUUUUCAUCGUCAGGCAAUUUUGAGAUUGUCUAAGUCGGUAAAAUCCUCAACUAACCAGAUAGAUUCCUUUUCGUUGAACUUUUCAAGAGAGAGACUUUGUGGAACUAGCCUGGAGAAGAGGACAGACACAUUCUAUAUUGUAAAUGCUAUGGCAUCUUCAUCAAGCAGAAUUGGCAUCUUUGCAGCAAAUGCAGCAAAAGAACAUGGUCUACACCUUCUGCCCUGGGCAGCAGUUGCAGCAUGUAUUACAGAUGGAUUGGCUGAGGAUGACUCUUUUAAAGAUGGUCGUGCAUUUUGUUUCUUGCCUUUACCAAUAAGGACAGGAUUGACAGUGCAAGUCAAUGGUUAUUUUGAACUUUCAUCGAAUCGGCGAAGUAUUUGGUUUGGGGCUGACAUGGAUAGGGGUGGAAAACUUCGAUCUGAUUGGAAUAUGCUUUUACUGGAGGAUGUUGUUUCUGUGGCUUUUAACGAGUUGCUGCUCUCUGUCAGGAAGUUUAUGGGUCCUACACAGGCAUAUUAUUCAUUAUGGCCAUAUGGUUCAUUUGAUGAACCAUGGAAUAUUUUGGUGCAACAAAUUUAUAGGCACAUUGUCAACUUGCCAGUUGUCUACUCUGGUGUUGAAGGUGGGAAGUGGAUGUCCCUAUCUGAAGCUUUUAUUCAUGACAGAGGCUUUGCUAAGAGCGAAGUGCUUUAUGAGGCUCUCAUUCUCCAGGGGAUGCCAGUUGUUAGUUUGUCAAAUUCCCUGGUUGACAUGCUAUUCAAUUAUGCUGCUGAGAUUCAUCAGCGUUUAGUUUCACCUAACACAGUACGCCACUUUCUUAAGCAGGCAAUGUGCUUGACGGCAUUACCUAGAGAUUACAAGUUAGUCUUGCUGGAGUACUGUCUUGAUGAUCUGAUUGAUGCUGAUGUUGGAAAGCUUGCUUGCGGGCUGCCAUUGGUGCCUUUAGCAAGUGGAGAGUUUGGAAUCUUUUCAGAGUCCAGCAGUAUGCCAUCUUAUUUUAUAGGUAAUGAUUUAGAAUAUGAGUUGCUUGCCCAAAUUACUGAUUUUCUGAUCGACCGAAAUAUUCCGCUUGAUCUCUUCAGUAGAUUGUCCAAUAUUGCAAAAACUUCUGGGGCAAAUGUUGGUUUGUUCAGUCCCAAUUUUUUCCUUCAUUUCUUGGACAGAUUUAUGCCUUAUGAAUGGAAAUGCCAGGAUAUUGUCGUAUUUGAACCGGAAAACAAUGUAAGCCAGCCCAGUGCUUGCUGGUUUGUGAUUUUUUGGCAGUAUCUACGAGAACAAUGUGAUGACCUGUCGAUCUUCCAUGAGUGGCCAAUAUUUCCAGUGUUACCUAGACAUUUAUGCAGAGCUUCUGAAACGUCAAGAUUGACAAAUGCAGCAAAUCUAUCUGAUACUUUGAAGAACAUCCUAGUUACGAUUGGGUGUAAAAUACUAAACCCCGAGUACCAAAUAGGGCAUCCCCAAUUGACUCUUUACAUUCAUGAAGCAAACGGUGCUGGCAUUUUGGAUGCAAUUUUUGAUGCAGUUACUUCAAGCUGUGAGGGCUUGCUGACAAUAUUUCAAAAAUUUAGUCCAGCUGAGAAAGAUGAACUUCGGCAAUAUCUUCUUGAUCCAAAGUGGUACCUUGGAUAUGGAGUUUCAAAGUCUUACAUCAACAAGUGUAGGAUGAUCCCAAUGUAUAGGGUUUACAGUGAAGGAUCCACUGAUCUUUGUGUAUUUUCGGAUCUGGAAUGGUCUAGGAAGUUCCUACCACCCCUUGGUGUUGCUGACUGCCUUCUUGGUAAUGAGUUCAUUAAAUGUUUGUCAAACAGUGAAGAAGACAUCUUGUCUAGAUAUUAUGGGAUUCAACGUAUGGAAAGAGCUUUAUUUUACAAGCAAAAGGUGUUGACAAGGACUGCUGAACUGCUGCCUGAGGUUCGAGAUUCUUUGAUGCUCUCAAUUUUGCAAGAUCUGCCUCAACUUUGUGUGCAGGAUCCAUCUUUUAGAGAAACCUUGAGGAGCUUGGAAUUUGUCCCAACACUAAGUGAAAAUCUCAAGUGUCCUCAGGUGCUUUAUGAUCCACGCAAUGAAGAGUUAUAUGCUCUUCUUGAAGAUUCAGGCAGUUUUCCCUGUGGGAAAUUUCAGGACCCUGAAGUGCUAGACAUGCUUCAGAGUUUGGGCCUGCAAACGUCUGUAUCUCUUGAUGCAGUUGUUGAAAGUGCCCGCCAGAUUGAAUUGUUGAUGCAUGCUGAUCCUAUGAAAGCAUAUUCAAGGGGCAAGGUGCUUCUUUCAUACCUAGAGGUAAAUGCGAACAAAUGGUUACUUAAUAAUAGUCCACUGUUACUCAACAAAAUGCUUUCAAAGGUUGCAAUGACAUUCAAGUCUGCUUCCACCUCUCAAGAAACUAAUUUGGCAAAAUUUUGGAAUGACCUCAGGAUGAUAAGCUGGUGCCCUGUUAUGGCUAGUCCUCCUUAUGCAGCCUUGCCAUGGCCUAGUGCAACUUCAACAGUUGCUCCACCCAAGCUGGUCCGCUUACAAGAAGACAUGUGGCUUGUUUCAGCAAGCAUGCGUAUAUUAGAUGGAGGAUGCUCCUCAACUUCAUUAUCUGUUGGUCUCGGUUGGUCAUGUCCUCCUGGGGGAAACAUAAUUGCAGCCCAACUACUUGAACUGGGAAAGAACAAUGAGAACGUGACUGAUCAGAUUCUUCGACAGGAACUGGCAUUAGCAAUGCCAAAAAUAUAUGCAAUAUUGAUGGCCAUGAUUGGCAAGGAUGAGAUGGAUAUUGUGAGAGCCAUCCUUGAAGGGAGUCGUUGGAUAUGGGUGGGAGAUGGGUUUGCAACAGUUGACGAAGUAGUUUUAAGUGGUCCUUUCCAUCUGGCACCUUAUGUACGUGUUAUUCCUAUUGAUUUGGCUGUCUUUAGGGACUUCUUUUUGGAGCUAGGAAUAAGGGAAACAUUGAAGCCUGCUGAUUAUUCUAAUAUACUUUCUAAAAUGGCCACAAGAAAUGCUGGAAAGCCACUGAACCAACAAGAGCUCAGAGUGGCACUUAUGGUUGUGCAACAUCUUGCAGAGAUUCAAUUUCAGGAUCAGAACCUUCUGACCUAUUUACCCAAUGUGUCAUCAAGAUUAAUGCUUGCAAGUGAGCUGGUGUACAAUGAUGCUCCUUGGUUACUUGACAGUGAAAAUGGUUCACUUGAGGAAGAUUCAAUGGCCUUAACUGCAAAAUCAAAGCUUUACAAAUUUGUGCAUAACAGCAUAUCCAAUGAUGUUGCUGGGAGAUUUGGCGUGCGGUCUCUCCGUAGGCUGCUACUUGCAGAAAGUGCAGAUUCAAUGAACUUGGGUUUGUCUGAUGUAGCUGAAGCUUUUGGACAGCAUGAGGCCUUGACAACUAGGCUUAAACAUAUACUUGAAAUGUAUGCAGAUGGGCCUGGUAUCUUGUUUGAGCUUGUGCAGAAUGCAGAUGAUGCAGGAGCUUCAGAAGUGGUGUUUCUCCUAGAUAGAACUCAAUAUGGAACUUCAUCAAUUUUGUCUCCCGAAAUGGCGGAUUGGCAGGGCCCGGCUCUUUAUUGUUUUAAUGAUUCUGUCUUUAGUCCACAAGACCUUCAUGCAAUUUCACGAAUUGGUCAAGACAGUAAAUUUGAAAAGCCUUUUACAAUUGGAAGAUUUGGGCUUGGAUUCAACUGUGUUUAUCAUUUUACUGACAUCCCUGGAUUUGUGUCUGGAGAAAACAUUGUCAUUUUUGACCCUCAUGCAUGUAAUUUACCUGGAAUUUCCCCUGCAAACCCAGGGUUGAGAAUAAAGUUUGUAGGGCGAACUAUCUUAGAACAGUUUCCUGACCAGUUUUCUCCAUUUUUGCAUUUUGGAUGUGACUUGAAGCAUCCCUUUCCAGGGACCCUCUUUCGAUUUCCUCUAAGAAAUAAAAAUGCUGCUUCCCGUAGCCAUAUAAAGAAAGAAAGCUACUCACCAGAGGACGUCUGCUCACUCUUUUCAUCGUUUACUGAAGCUGUUGUCGAGACAUUACUUUUCCUUCGAAAUGUGAAAACUAUAUCAAUAUUUGUGAAGGAUGGCCUCAGCCAUGAAAUGUUACCUGUUCAUCGUGUUUCCAGGCACAACAUCCAACAAUCUAGCAAACCCCAGUCAAUAGACCCAUUGCUUGACUUUAUCCAUGGAAAACAGCAGAAUAGUUUGGACAAAGUCCAGUUCUAUGAAAAGUUGAGUAAAGUUGUAGACAUAGAUUUGCCUUGGUACUGUGAGAAGGUCGUACUAAACGAGCAAACUCCUUCUGGUGACAAAUUGCAUUUCUGGAUAAAAAGUGAAUGUUUAGGUGGUGGACAUGCUAAGGUUUUAUCUGUGACUUCAGAAAACAGAUCUCUUAAUUUCAUUCCAUGGGCAAGUGUUGCUGCAUAUCUUCAUUCAUGUGACAGAAGUGCGCUGGAAGAUUGGCUGGGCACUGAAAGAGAAAUCAAUGGCAACCUUCUGCACCAAUUUCAGUUGCCAGCAACUUCACUUCAGAGAUUAAGCAAGUUUGAAGGCCGUGCUUUUUGCUUUCUCCCACUGCCCAUAAGCACUGGUCUCCCAGUUCAUAUUAACUCAUACUUUGAGUUGUCAUCAAACAGAAGGGACAUUUGGUUUGGUAAUGACAUGACAGGGUGUGGAAAAGUUCGAUCUGAUUGGAAUAUUUCCCUUCUUGAAGAUGUUGCUGCUCCUGCCUAUGGAUACUUGCUUGCAGAAAUUGCAAAAGAGAUAGGCCCCUGUGACUUGUAUUUUUCAUUUUGGCCCACAGAAGUAGGACCUGAGCCAUGGGCAUCCAUGGUGAGGAAAUUCUAUUCAUGCAUCACAGGUCUGCAGCUCCAUAUCCUAUAUAGCAAAGUGAGAGGUGGCCAAUGGGUAUCAGCAAAACAGGCUGUUUUUCCUGAUUAUACUUUUUCUGAGACAGUUGAACUUUCAGAAGUGCUCUCAGAAGCAGGUUUACCUUUGGUUAGUGUGUCUCAGCAGCUUGUGGAGCAUUUCAUGAGAUCAUGCCCAGGGUUGCAUUUUCUUACACCUCAACUGUUAAGGACCUUGUUGAUUCGACGUAAACGUGGAUUUAAAAACCAUGAUGCAAUGAUCUUGACCUUAAAAUACUGCUUGAGUGAUAUACAAGAACCAAUUGUUUCUGACAAGUUGUAUGGGUUACCGUUGCUUCCACUUGCAACUGGUCAAUUUGCAGUUUUCACUAAGCGUGGACAAGGUGAAAAAAUUUUUGUUACCACUCAAAACGAGUAUGACCUUCUCAAGGACUUUGUACCUCAUCUUUUAGUGGAUCUUAGCAUUUCAGAGGAGAUAUUUAGAAAGCUGCAAUCAAUAGCACAAGCUGGAGAUUCAAGCCUUUCCUCACUGACAUGCUAUUUACUUGAGGAGCUUUUGAUUAAGGUCCUACCAGCGGGGUGGAAACAAACAAAACAGGUAGUUUGGAACCCAGGACAUCAAGGACACCCAAGUGUGGAUUGGAUGGGAUUGUUGUGGACCUAUUUAAAGUUGUCGUGUAAUGACCUUUCAAUAUUUGCUCCAUGGCCCAUCUUGCCUACUGGGAAUGGCUACCUUUUUCAAAUUGUUAAAGAUUCAAAUGUUAUAAAGGAUGAUGGGUGGAGUGAGAACAUGUAUUCAUUGUUGCAGAAGGUGGGUUGUAUAUUUUUGAGGUCUGACUUGGGGAUAGAUCACCCUCAGCUGUCAGACUUUGUGCAAGAUGCGUCUGCAUCUGGUGUUUUAAAUGCUUUUCUUGCAAUUUGUGGUGAGGUACACAAGGUUGAGGAACUUCUUGGUAGUGCAUUGGAUGGGGAAAGACGUGAACUUCGAAGUUUUCUGUUGCAGUCAAAGUGGUUUCAAGGAGAUCAAAUGAAACCACUUCACAUUGAUCUAAUCAAGUCUCUUCCUAUCUUUGAAACAUAUAGGAGUAGAAACUUUGUCAGCUUGCAGAAUCCUGUUAAAUGGCUGAGGCCAGAAGGUUUGCAUGAGGAUCUUAUGGAUGACAACUUCAUUCGUUCAGAAUCUGAUAGGGAAAAGGCUAUUCUGAAAAGUUAUCUGUAUGUCAAGGAACCAUCAAAAAUUGAGUUUUAUCAAGACAACCUGUUGAAUCGUAUGUCAGAUUUCAUCUUGCAUCCGAAUAUCCUCUCAACAAUUCUGCAUGAUAUAAAUCUUUUUAUUACAGAAGAUUCUGAUAGUACACUUUUACUUUCAGAAAUCCCUUUCGUUCUCACAGCUAACGGUUCUUGGCAACCUCCUUCUAGGCUGUAUGAUCCACGAGUACCUGGUUUACUGAAGUUAUUGAAUAAAGAAACUUUCUUUCCUUCAGAGGAAUUUUUGAAGGCGAACGCUCUUGAUACUUUGGUUAGUUUUGGGCUUCAGACAUGCUUGAGCUUUAAAGGGUUGCUUGAUUGUGCCAGGUCAGUGUCUAUUUGUAACCCAGAGGAUAUUGAAGCACUGCAUGGUGGAAAAAGAUUGCUCGCUUGUUUGGAUGCUGUUGCUUUUGAACUUGAAAAAACUAAAGAAAAUAAAGGUAUCAACAAACUUCAUGAUCCAAUUUCUCUGCAUGAGACUGAACAAUUAACUACAACAGAGGAUGUUUCUCCUGGGAAAGUAUAUGAAGCUCCACCAAGUGGGUUGGAUUUGGAUAUUCAAACUUGCCUACACAGUAUGGUCUAUGACCAAUCAGAACAGGAAUUUUGGUCCGAAUUACUUGAGAUUUCUUGGUGUCCUGUUUAUAUUAAUCCGCCAGUGGAAGGAUUACCUUGGUCUGCUUGCAGCACCCGAGUUGCACCACCGAAUUUGGUGAGGCCCAAGUCACAGAUGUGGCUGGUUUCAUUCACUACUCGAAUUCUAGAUGGCGAAUGCUUUUCAGAGUACCUUCAAGAAAAAGUUGGUUGGUCCAAAGUGCCGGAUAUUAGUGUUUUGUCCUUUCAGUUGGUGGAAAUAUCAAAGUCCUAUUGUCAAGCAAAAAUGCAGUCUGAUGGUAGAAGACAGAUUCCUGAUGCUUUAUUACAGGAGCAGAUCCCAACUCUUUACUCAAAGUUACAGGAGUAUGUUGGAAAAGAUGAUUUUGAAGUCUUAAAAUCUGCUUUGGAUGGAGUCCCAUGGGUUUGGAUUGGUGACAACUUUGUUUUGCCUAAUGCUCUGGCAUUUGACUCGCCAGUGAAAUAUCAUCCUUACUUAUAUGCUGUACCCUCUGAAUUGUCUAGAUUUAGGGUUCUGCUUUCCAACUUAGGUGUGAAGGACUCCUUUGAUCUUUUAGACUAUGUUCAAGUUUUGCAAAGAGUGCAAUGUGAUAUGAAUGGUUCACCGUUAUCAGCUGAAUGUUUAAGCUUCGUCCAUCGUGUCCUUGAAGCUGUAGCAGAUUUUUAUGCAGAUAAAUCAUCUCCUGAUGCACUGGUGACUUCACUAUUGGUGCCUGACUCUAAUGGAGUUCUGACACGUGCAGCAGAUCUAGUCUACAAUGAUGCUCCCUGGAUGGAUAAAAUCGCUCUCGAGGCUAAAAAGUUGGUACAUCCAACUAUCAGCAAUGAUCUAGCAGGCCAUCUUGGACUGCAGUCCCUUCGGUUUAUGUCUUUGGUUAAUGAAAAUAUGACGAGACAUUUACCAUGUAUGGAUUAUGGAAAGGUACAUGAAUUGCUGGAACUGUAUGGGGAUGAUAAAUUUUUGAUAUUUGAUUUGCUAGAGUUGGCUGAUUGCUGCAAAGCGACAAAGCUGCAUGUGAUAUUUGACAAACGUGAUCAUCCCAGGCUGUCCCUUUUACAACAUAAUCUAGGUGAAUUUCAAGGGCCUGCUGUGACUGUUGUCCUGGAAGGGGUGACAUUGAGUAUGCAAGAAGUAUGCAACCUCCAUCUUCUUCCUCCUUGGAAGCUUCAAGGAACCACACUUACUUAUGGUUUGGGGCUCCUUAGUUGUUAUUGGAUAAGCAAUCUCCAAGUCAUUACUUCUGGUGGUGCUUUGUACAUGUUUGAUCCUCACGGUUCAGUUCUCAGUCCAAGUCAGACUUCGUCUGGGAAAAUGUAUUCUUUGUUUGGAACUAAUCUGAUGGAGAGGUUCCGAGAUCAAUUUCAGCCAAUGUUCAUCAAUGAGAAACUUUCAUGUUCAGCGGCAGAUUCAACUAUUAUUCGCAUGCCCUUGUCAUUGCAAUGCAUGUCAGAAGGUCUUGAGUCUGGUUCUAAGCGGAUAAUGGGCAUCUUUGAGAAUUUCAUUGCUCAUGCGUCAUCAUCUCUGUUAUUCUUAAAGUCGGUUCUUGAGGUCUCAUUAUCAACAUGGGAAGAGCCAAAUUCGCAGCCAUGCCAAGAUUUUUCUGUUCAUAUUGAUCCGUCAUCUUCUGUAUUGAGGAAUCCUUUUCCAGAAAAGAAAUGGAGAAAGUUUCAAAUAUCUAGGUUGUUUAAUAGCUCAAGCCCUGCAACAAAGCUAUACACCAUAGAUGUACAUGUUUCUCAUGGUGGUAAUGAAGUAACUAAGAAAUGGUUGGUAGUGCUUAGCCUUGGUUCUGGACAAACAAGAAAUAUGGCAUUAGACAGGCGUUAUCUGUCAUACAACUUAACACCAGUUGCUGGCAUAGCAGCACUUAUAUCUGAGAAUGGACAGCCUGCUUCUGUACAUACAUCCAGCUGCAUUUUGUCUCCUCUACCCCUUUCUGGCUCUAUAAAUAUGCCAGUGACUGCUGUUGGUUAUUUCCUUGUGUGCCAUAAUAGUGGACGGCAUCUCUUCAGAUCUCAAGAUGGUCCUGCUUUGACUUUCUCACAAUUAGAUAUGGGGAACCAGUUGAUAGUUUCAUGGAACAAAGAACUGAUGUCUUGUGUCCGUGACUCCUAUGUUGAAAUGAUUCUAGAAUUUCAAAGGCUUAAAAGGGAUCCUUUGACUUCCCUUAUGGAUUCAGGGUCAGCUCAUGCUGUGAGUUUGGUUUUGCAUGCUUAUGCAGAACGUGUCUACUCAUUCUGGCCAAGGUCAUGGAUUGGUGUUUCCUCUUGUAAGGGAUCAGAAACUGCUAACUUGAAAUCACUCAAAGCACCUGAUGCAGUCUGGCGUUGCUUAAUUGAACAAGUGAUAUCACCUUUUUAUGCACGCCUUGUUGCUCAGCCGGUUUGGCAACUUUAUAGUGGAGGCUUUGUCAAAGCUGAAGAAGGUAUGUUUCUGUCACAGCCAGAGAGUGGUCUAACUGACCCUUUCUCCUUAACUACAAUAUAUAGCUUCAUCAAGGAGCAUUAUCCUGUGUUUUCUGUACCUUCGGAUUUGGUCCGAGAGAUUCAAUCUGUUGGCAUUUCAGUGAAAGAAAUCAAACCCAAGAUGGUCAGAGAUCUGCUGAAAGCUUCCUCCAUCUCUACUAUACGAUCUGUUGAAACAUAUAUUGAUGUCCUUGACUAUUCUGUAUGUGAUAUUAAGCUGGACUUACCUAGUUCCUCUGAUGCUGAAGCAUCUCGAGAGCGAAAUACACUGCAACAGAUGAAUAUGGAGCAGCUACCAGGAACUAGCAAUUCAAAUAGAGAUGUUAAUGCUCCCAGGUGGAGUACAAGCAUGUCAACGUCUCAUUAUACAGUUACUCGGAGAGCUAGUGGUUCUGACGAUGCAUUAGACAUGGUAACAAGUCUUGGAAAAGCGUUGCUUGAUUUUGGUAGAGGAGUUGUUGAAGACAUUGGCAGGUCAGGCACUUUUUCAGUGGAACGAGAGGGUAUACCACCAGUAGCUGCUGAGCUGAAGGGGUUGCCAUUUCCCACUGCAACAAGGCAUCUGGUGAAGUUAGGUGCUUCUGAACUAUGGAUUGGGAACAAGGAUCAGCUACAAUUGAUGUUUCCAUUAGCUGGGAAAUUCAUCCAUCCACAGUGCCUUGAACGAAAAACAUUGGCAUCAUUUUUCUGUGAAAAAAUCAUCCAAAGAUGUUUAAAACUCCAGGUUUUCUCCCCUCUUCUUUUAUCAAGUCAUUUAAGGUUAAUUUUUGGGGAUCCAUGGGUUAAGUAUGUUAUGGAUACAUGUAAAGAUCCUUGGGUUAUCUGGGGAGGAACUACAGAACCGACAACCUGGGGUCCAUCAUGUGAUUGGAUACAGCUUUUCUGGAGAAAUUUUAGUGGAUCUCCUGAUGACCUUUUACUUUUUUCUGAUUGGCCUCUCAUCCCUUCAUUUUUGUCUAAACCAGUUCUAUGUCGGGUCAAGGAUAAUCAAAUGGUGUUUAUACCGCCCAUAACUCAACCGCCUUCUGUCGAUGUGAACUCAAACCAUUCUACUGAAGGGAAUGAUAUACCGGAUAAUCCUGUUGCAGUUUCUUCUGAAGGUGUAAAUGUGGAAAGUUACAUCAUAUCAUUUGAAGAGAUUAAAUCUAGAUAUCCUUGGCUAUUGCCGCUGAUGAAUCGCUGUGGUAUACCUGUAUAUGAUAUGGCAUUUUUUAACUGUGGUGCACCAAGCUGUUGCUUUCCAAAGCUUGGUCAGUCACUGGGCAAAACAGUUGCUUCCAAGUUGGUAAUUGCAAAAGACGCUGGUUACUUGUUGCAACCAGUUUCUCUUGCUGAUGUUGACAAAGAUGAACUCUUCUCCCUCUUUUCAUUCGAUUUCACUCCUCAUGGCUCUUCAUACAGCAGAGAAGAACUGGAUUUGUUGAAGAUUCUCCCCAUGUUUAAGACAGUUACUGGUACAUAUGUGGACUUGCUUGCACAGGAACAAUGUAUUGUAUCAUCUGGUGCCUUUUUUCAACCUUAUGAUGUGAGAUGCCUUUCCCAGUCGAUAGCUUCAAGCGGGAAACACUUUCUAUCUGCACUUGGUGUACUGGAGUUGCAUAAUCGGGAUAUCUUGGUGAAGUUUGCACUACCUGGAUUUGAAAAUAAGACUGAGCAUGAUCAGGAAUAUAUUUUGAUGUAUAUUUAUUUAAAUUGGGGUGACCUUCAAUCUGAUACUGAAAUACUUGAUGCUUUGAAAGAGACUAAGUUUGUUCAAAGUGCUGAGGAAAAUGCAACAGAACUAUUCAAACCCAAGGAAUUGCUUGAUCCUAGUGACCCUUUGCUGAAGUCUGUUUUUGCUGGAGAAAGAAAUAAGUUCCCUGGUGAAAAGUUUGCUGCGGAUGGUUGGCUUCGUAUUUUGAAGAAGACAGGCCUUCAGACAGUGCCUCAAGCUGAUGUGAUGCUUGAGUGUGCGAGGAAAGUGGAAUUCUUAGGCAGCAAACUUUCAAAAACUGUUGAAGAUCCUUUUAUGCUUGAUUCUGAGCUUUCCAAAAGUGAUGUUACACUAGAAAUAUGGUCUUUGGCUGGGUCUGUGGUGGAAGCUAUCUUGAAACACUUUCCUGUGCUAUAUGGGAAUAAUUUCUGCAGUUUACUCAGUAACAUUGCGUUUGUGCCUGCUGAGAUGGGUUUGCCAAGCAUUGAUGGGAAAAAUGGUGGCAAAAAAGUCCUUUCUUCUUAUAACAAUGCAAUUCUAUUGAGAGACUGGCCUCUAGCAUGGAGUUGCAAACCUAUAAUUUCCAGGCGAAGUUAUCUUCCACCAGAGUUCUCCUGGGGAGCAUUACACCUAAGAAGCCCCCCUACAUUUUCAACAGUCCUGAGGCAUCUACAGGUUGUUGGAAGCAACAGCGGGGAAGAGACUCUUGCACACUGGCCAACAUCACGUGGUGUAAUGACCAUAGAAGAGGCUUCAUGUGAAGUAUUGAAAUAUCUGGACAGGGUUUGGGAUUCCCUCUCAACUUCAGAUGUAUCCGAGUUGAAAAAGGUGGCAUUCAUUCCUGUAGCAAAUGGUACGCGUCUGGUGACGGCAAACUGCCUGUUUGUGCAUCUACAAAUUAACCUCUCACCACUUGCAUUUGAGCUCCCUGCCCUGUAUCUGCCAUUUGUAAAUAUCCUCAAGGUUCUUGGGCUUCAGGAAGUGCUUUCUGUAGCUUGUGCAAAAGGUCUUUUGGCACACAUGAGGAAAUCUUGGGGAUAUCAUAGUAUGAAUCCAAAUGAAUUCCGUGCUGUUAUGGAGAUUUUGCACUUCAUUUGCAAUGAAGCUGGUCAGGACAUUACUGAAGAAUCUGGUAAUGAAUUAGAUGAAGCAAUCAUCCCAGAUGAUGGACGGAGGCUUGUUCUUGCAAGAUCUUGUGUUUAUAUUGAUCCUUAUGGCUCAAGAUUUAUUAGCAGCAUUGAUGUUUCAAGCCUAAGAUUCGUUCAUCCUGCAAUCCCUGAAAGGAUAUGUGCAUUCUUGGGUGUCAAAAAGCUCUCGGACAUUGUUAUUGAGGAAUUGGAUCAGCAGCAACCGAUAGAGUAUGUGGAUCAGAUUGGAUUGGUCUCACUGAGACUGUUGAAAGAUAAGAUCCAAAAUGAAGAAUUUCAUGUAGCAGUGUGGGCUAUGUUUAAUAGUUCGAAGAAUUGCGCAGAUACAGUUAAUGGUUUUUCUCAAGAACUGAUAUCCGAUUCACUGAACUCACUUGCUGAGAACUUAAAGUUUGUCCACAGCAUAUAUACUCGUUUUUUGCUUCUCCCGAAGUUGCUGGACAUAACACGAUCAACAGAAUCACAUGUUCCUGGGUGGGGGCAUGGACCUGGGCAUCGUGCUCUUCACUUUGUUAGUAGAUCAAAAACAGUCAUCCUAGUUGCAGAGCCCCCAUCUUUUUUGUCUUUAUUUGACACCAUAGCUGUUGCAAUAAACGAGGUGCUAGGAGUGCCAAAUAGCAUACUAAUCGGGCCACUUCUAGCAGCCCCAGAAAGUUCUCUGAUGGCAAUACUUCAUACGUUAAAACUGGGAUAUGAGAAAGAGAAAAUUGAUUAUGGAGGAAGUGAGCAGUUACUUGGGAAGGAAGUAACUCCACAAGAUACACUUCAGGUGCAAUUUCAUCCCCUGCGCCCAUUUUAUACUGGUGAAUUUGUGGCUUACCGUCCACAGGAGCAUGAGAAGUUGAGGUAUGGAAGAGUUCCUGAAAACACGAGGCCAUCUGCUGGCCAGGCUUUGUACAGAUUGCUGGUUGAAACACGACCUGGAGAGACACAGUCCCUUCUUUCUUCACAGAUUUUCUCUUUCAAAAGUGUUUCAGCGGCUGAUGGAAGCACCAAUUUCGAACGAAUUCAAAUGAGAAAAGCUGGUGUAACUCAAGGUCAGACACCCCAAAUGGGUCCUGAGAAAACAGGGAGCACGUCUAAAGAACUCCAGCACUCUCCAGUUUCUGCAGCAGAAUUGGUGCAGGCGGUUCAGGAUAUGUUAUCUGCAGUUGGUAUGCCUAUGGACGUUGAAAAGCAGACAUUGUUACAGACGACACUCAGUCUCCAAGAGCAACUGAGAGAAAGUCAAACAGCACUUCUGCUUGAGCAGGAGAGAGCUGACACAGCGGCGAAAGAAGCAGAAACAGCGAAAGGAGCAUGGUCUUGUCGGAUUUGCCUUAACAACGAAGUUGAUAUGAUGAUUAUCCCCUGUGGACAUGUGUUGUGUCACAGAUGUUCAUCGGCUGUUUCCAAAUGCCCUUUUUGCAGGCUUCAAGUUUCAAGAACACAUAGGAUAUACCGCCCAUAAGAUUGAAUGAUGGAACACCGUUACAUGCAUAAUUGUCUUGUUAUAUUACAUACAUAAUAUAUUUCUUGAUCAACGGACUGAAGAA
Nymphaea colorata (pocket water lily) is the source of this 14827-nucleotide messenger RNA. RefSeq lists its product as uncharacterized. The transcript is spliced from 13 exons. The record is from RefSeq and is a predicted model, not a curated record. The coding region runs from base 493 to 14742 and encodes 4749 amino acids. Gene Ontology annotation, molecular function: Hsp70 protein binding. Lineage: Eukaryota; Viridiplantae; Streptophyta; Magnoliopsida; Nymphaeales; Nymphaeaceae.